Messenger RNA from Suillus subaureus, 660 nucleotides. RefSeq lists its product as uncharacterized. NCBI's taxonomy places the organism in Eukaryota, Fungi, Basidiomycota, Agaricomycetes, Boletales, Suillaceae. The transcript has a single exon. The record is from RefSeq and is a predicted model, not a curated record. The coding region runs from base 1 to 660 and encodes 219 amino acids.
AUGUCAAGGAAGCACCUCCUAAAGCACCAAUUCAGUCUUCAGCUCAUGGAAGAACAAUUAAACAAGCCCCACCUAAAGUCCAUUGAGGCAUGGUUCUCUCAGAUGGAAGAUACAUUCAAUGAAGAAGCUAUUCUUAUCAGUGAUGGUGAGAAUGAUGUGAGCAAAGGUACCAUCACAGAUGGUGAUGAAGAGAGUGCCAAAGAUGAACUCAGUAAGAGGUCAAGUGUGAGCUCUAAGUACCAGCUAAUGUUAGCAACUGCAGAACAGUUGAUGAAGGAAUGGAACUCACCCAUCUAUGCUUUUUUUGAUCCCACACCCAUCAUCGAGACUGUCAAUGGCCAUUGUGCGCAUGCCUUUAAGUGUAUGGGCAAGGGAUGCAAGGUUUGGAUCCGCUGCUUUCUUGAUAAAAAGGAUGCAUGCUUGAUGGGCAACAUGCAGAAGCAUGUUAGGACUUGCUGGGGUGAUGAAGUCCUGCAGACAGCCUAUGAAGCAAAGAAUGCAGAAGAAGUCCAAACAAAGAUUGUUGCAAGUAUCCUUCACAAUGGGUCAAUAACAGCAUCAUUUGAGUGCAAAGGAAAAGGAAAGGUGACCUACUCGCAUAGGCAGCACACUCAUACCGAAAUGAAGUGGGUACUCAAGUUUCAUGUGUUCAGUAGUUAA